CACUUCCUUGUAGAGUCAGAUAGAGGAACUAACAGCUUUGUGAAUGUCAUUGUCAACACUCUGUCGCCCGGAGGUUAAUUUGACAUUGUUGAAGACAUGAUAAAAUUAUUUUAAAAAAGUGGUUACUGUGUGGCGUCUAAAGGAUCUGUUCGACUUGCAAGUCCUUUUCCUCCAAGGCUGAAGAGAUGGCGCACUGGGGCCAGCAGGGAGAGAUGACAGAGUACAGGAAGAAUAUGAUCAAACGGGAAAUGGAGAUGGGCAUGGUCAUGACGGUCUUCAGGCAAAAGGCAGAGAGGCUCACUGUUCAAGUCAUUAUGGAAACACAUCAGGUGGCCUGGACACGCACCGCUGAGAAGACUGAUGGUGUCCUGGAUCUAUUUGAGAUCCGAGAGAUUCGUCCAGGGAGAAAUUCAAAGGACUUUGAGCGGUUCAAAGAUGGCAAGGAUAAACAUGACGACAAUACUUGUUUUACCAUCUUCUAUGGGUCACAGUUUGUUCUCAACACCUUGAGUCUGGGAGCUGAUUCUGUGGAGGAGGCAUAUAAAUGGCUGAUUGGACUUGAAAUGUUAGUUCAAGAAACACUGACCGCUCCUACUCCAGUUCUUAUUGAGAGCUGGCUCAGAAAGAAGAUGUAUUCUGUCAACCAGACAAAGACAAACAGCAUAUCCAUCAAAGAGCUGAAGACUCUUCUUCCUAUGCUCAACUACAAGCCCACCAGUGUUCGCUCUCUGAAAGACAAAUUCCUGGAGGUGGGAGCAAAACACGAACGCUUGGAUUUUGAGCAGUUUCACAAAUUGUACAAUCUAAUAAUGUUUGAACAAAAUGAGAUCCUUGAAGAAUUCAAAAAGGAUUGUGCUUUUAUUUUGGGCAAUACAGAUAAACCCGAUGCCUCAGUAGUUUUGCUUCAUGACUUCCAACGAUUUCUCAUUUACCAGCAGAAGGAGUCUUGGGCAAGUGAUCUCAACAAAGUUCGAGAGUUGAUGACCACUUUCAUUGAUGACACCAUGCGAAAAACCAACGACCCAGAGUUCACAGUCAGUGAGUUCCUCAGCUUCCUGUUUUCCAAAGAGAACUGCCUGUGGGAUGAGAAAUUAUCGGAGAUCAACAACCAAGACAUGAACAACCCUUUGUCCCAUUACUGGAUCAAUUCAUCACACAACACCUACCUGACAGGUGACCAGCUUCGUAGUGAGUCAUCCACAGAGGCUUAUGUGCGCUGUCUGCGCCUGGGAUGUCGUUGUGUUGAACUUGACUGCUGGGAAGGACCUGGAGAACCAAUCAUCUAUCAUGGUUGGACCAGGACGACCAAAAUCAAGUUUGAAGAUGUGGUUAAAGCCAUCAAUCAGCAUGCAUUUGUUACCUCGGAGUUCCCAGUCAUUCUCUCAAUCGAAGAGCAUUGCCCACUGGAGCAGCAGCGGCACAUGGCCCGCAUCUUUAAAGAAGUGUUUGGAGACAAACUGCUUCUUGAGCCCUUGGAGCACAUGGCCGAGCAACUGCCAUCACCCACACACCUGAAGGGCAAAAUCAUUCUUAAACACAAGAAGCUCAAUGUUGAUGGGGGAGACACCACCAAAGACUUCAGAACGUGGCUGAAACAAGGAGACUUGGAGAUGUGGGACCCUGUCAACCAGCGCUGGAACAAGCACUACUGUGUGAUUUCUGAUGACAUGCUGUACUACGCAGAAGAGUAUGAGGAGGAAAAGGAAGACCUCAGGAAGUACCAUGAUUUGCAUUGUUCCGAAACAUGGUUUCAUGGUGGCAUUAAAGAGGGUCGACUGAUGGCAGAGCAACUGAUUCAUGAUUACUGUACCGAGACAAGAGGAAGAGAUGGCACUUUUUUGGUCCGGCAGAGUGAUGCUGUUGCCAAGGAUAUCACCCUCUCUUUCUGGCGCAGUGGGAGAGUCCAGCACUGCCGUAUUCGUUCUUUUUCCGAGGGACAAAACACAUCCUACUAUCUGACAGCAAACCUCCAAUUUCCCAGUCUGUAUGCCCUGAUACAGCACUAUAGGGAGAACCCGCUGCGCUGUCAAGACUUUGAGUUGCGUCUCACUGAUGCUGUACCACAUCCCAACCCACAUCUACAGCAAGGGUGGUUUUACAGAAACCUGAGCAGAGGUGAGGCCGAAGAUUAUUUGCUGAAAAUUCCCAGAGAUGGAGCUUUCCUUAUACGACAGAGGGAGGGAGACCCAGACUCUUUUGCUAUCACGUUCAGAGGUGAAGGUAAGGUCAAACACUGCCGGAUCCAGAAGGAAGGCAGCGUUUACCUGCUCGGCACAACAACUGAGUUUGAGAGCCUCGUGGAGAUGGUCAACUACUUCAAGAAGAAGCCACUGUAUCGCAAGACCAAACUCCGAUACCCAGUCACGCCUGACCUGGUGGCUCGCUUCAGCACAGAUAAAGACACUGCCUCCCUGUACGAAAUGACGACAUAUGUGGAACCCAAUGAGAUUGAGUCAUCACUGCCAAAGAGUACCGUUCGGGCUAUUUACAGCUACCAGGCUAAAAUGCCCGAUGAACUCACCUUCAAUAAAGGGGCUUUAAUACAUAAUGUGUCAAAGGACAAUGAUGGAUGGUGGAAAGGAGACCAUGGUGGAAAUGUGCAGCUCUUUUUCCCAUCCAAUUAUGUUGAGGAAGUGUCCAACAACGCCAAACAUGAUUUUGGACAACAGAAUAUAGAAGACAAUCCUUUGGGAGAACUAUGCAAGGGCAUGGUGGAUAUAUCGAAGUGCAACAUACAAAACUUGAAAAAUGGUAAAAAUGGAAAGCUGCAUGUUCUUACACUGCAGAACAUCGAGCAGGACGGUCUGCAUUAUGACUUGGCUGCAGACUCUUUGGAGGAACUUUUUGAAUGGUACAAGGUGGCUUGGGGCAUCACUCAGAGAGAGAUGAGAAAGCAAUUCAGUCGAGAACAAGAGAUCAGGCAGCAGGAGGAAGUGGAGAAGAAGGCAGAGGUUGCUAUGGAGAUGUCAGAUCUGGUUGUCUACUGUCAGCCACGCAGCAAGGACAAGGACCGUUUUGACUGCUACAACUGCAAAGAGGUCCGUUCUUUUGUAGAGAAUAAAACACCAGGAAAGAGCAUUUCCAUGGAUUUCCUGCAGUACAAUCACAAGGCACUGAGUCGGAUUUACCCAAAAGGACAGCGUGUGGAGUCCUCCAACUAUGACCCCUACCCUCUCUGGGCAGUUGGCUGUCACAUGGUGGCUCUUAACUUCCAGACGGCAGAUAAAUACACCCAGCUGAACCACACCCUCUUCGGUAUGAAUGGACGUUCUGGUUACAUUCUCAAACCAGAGCUCAUGCGCUCUGAUAGCUAUGACCCUCAGCACGAGAAGAAAGAUGUCAAGUACAACAUUGUGGUUAGGGUGAUUGCUGCCAGACACCUGCCGAAGCUCGGCCGCUCAAUUUCUAGUCCUUUUGUGGAGAUUGAACUAUGUGGUCACACUGAAGCAAAGUCCAAGACCAGCGUCUACCGGGAUAACGGUCUGAACCCGGUGUGGAAAGUGACAACACAGCCUGUGUGCUUCAAAGUGUAUGAGCCCGAGCUCACCUUCCUGCGCUUUGUGGUCAAUGAGGAAGACAUGUUUUCCGAUCCAAAUUUCCUCGCUCAGGCCACGUUUCCUGUCAAAGGUAUCUGUUCAGGUUACCGCUCUGUGCCUCUAAAGAAUGGCUACAAUGAAAACUUAGAAUUAGCCUCUCUGUUAGUUGACAUUAAAGUACUACAGCCGGAAAAAACAACAGAAGAGCUGUAUUCCUCCUCCAGCCAGCUGAGGAAAAAACAAGCAGAGUUCAGCUCAGAAGGACUCCUGUACAAUACACACACAAACAUUAAGCUGUCCUCUGCCCCUUACCAACCUCCCACAUCGAAUCAGUUUGUUAGAGAACGCAGCACAAGUGAGCACAGAGCAAAACAAAAGAAGCUAAAAAGCAGUACAUUCUAUUCCUGAGGAGGCAGCGAACCUCACAUCCUCUUGCUGCAUGACUUACGGAGAAACACUGACAAAAUGAAUCAAGUCCCACAAAAUGUCAAUCUUUUUUCUUUUUUUUUUUGCCUCUCGUCUUUACUUUCAAAACUUGUCUUGACUUUCAAAAGCCCACCAAUUCAGACACACUGUCACUGGUGUCAUGAACUAGUUGUUAGGUUCUCAUUCCUUCUUUUUUUUUUUUUGUUUGUUUCAUCGUGAGCUGGUGUCAUUGAUGUGUAAAACCAGAAAAUCAUGCUCAUCCUGCAAAAAGUCACUGAAAGAAGAUGCAUUUGUUGUCAUCCUUGCUGUCAUUGUUGCUCGGGUGCGUGCAUUUUGGCAGAAGCAUGUCACUGACAACAGGCUGGAGAUUUAGUUUUAAUGGACAAACAUGUCGACACACUUUCACUCAGUUAUUCAACCGCCAUUGUAAAAAGUACCUGUAAAUUGCCUUUAUUUGCAAAAUGUAGAAAUAUUCAAUAUACUGUACAGUGACCCCCUAUCUCUUUGUGGUUCACUCUUCAUAAAUUCAUGGAUUUGUGUUUUUUACUGUCAAGCCUAUCUUGGGCUAUUUGCGCAAAAUUGUACUUUUUUUUUUUUUUUUUUUUUUUUUUGCACUGUCUCUGUAAAAACUAAGAUGCCACAAGAUGGUGCCGAAGCCCUGCCUAAUAUGAAAAAGUAGUAACUAGUGUCAAAGUAUUAUGUGGAAGUGAGACUGUACAUCUCAAAGGAGAAACUCAGAUAUUUGGAAGGAGUAACAUUUAGCCUGGGUUGUGGAGUCUGCUGCAUUUGUAUGUUUUUGCUCUGCCGAGUGGCCAUUAAAAAUCUCGAGAUAUCAAA
Molecule: messenger RNA, 4799 nt
Organism: Hippocampus comes (tiger tail seahorse)
Lineage: Eukaryota; Metazoa; Chordata; Actinopteri; Syngnathiformes; Syngnathidae
Gene: plcg2
Product: phospholipase C, gamma 2
Exons: 33
Coding region: 186-3944 (1252 amino acids)
Biological process (GO): phosphatidylinositol-mediated signaling; phospholipid catabolic process; phosphatidylinositol metabolic process
Cellular component (GO): ruffle membrane
Molecular function (GO): phosphatidylinositol-4,5-bisphosphate phospholipase C activity; protein binding
Source: RefSeq, a predicted model, not a curated record